AUUUAUUUUCAAUCUGCUUCCAAAAUAGCUUAGGCCUUUCAAUUCCCUCCUCUUCUCCUGGUUUCAUCAAAACCCCACCAAUUUACCAUUCUAGCCUCCUCCAAACAUCCAUCAAAAUCUCCACCAACGACAAGCUCAGAAGAGUUUUCCAAAUGUUCGAUCAGAACAGCGAUGGACGGAUCACCAAAAAGGAGUUGAGUGAUUCAUUGCUGAAGAUGGGAAUCUUCAUUACAAAUGAAGAACUAACCCAGAUGGUCGAGAAAAUCGACGUGAACGGGGACGGGUGUGUGGACAUAGAUGAGUUUGGGUCGAUGUACCAGUCGAUCAUGGACGAACAGGAUGAUGAUGUGGACAUGAGGAAGGCGUCGAGGUUUUUGAUCAGAACGGCGAUGGGUUCAUCACAGUUGACAAGCUGAAGUCUGUGUUGGCAUCACUUGGGCUUAAGCAGGGCCGCACGAUUGAUGAUUGCAAGAAGAUGAUCAUGAAGGUGGAUGUGGACGGUGACGGAAUGGUGGACUUCACUGAGUUUAAACAGAUGAUGAGAGGGGGUGAUUUUGCUGCGUUGACCUAAAAAUUUAUAUGCAUGCAUAUUUAAGUUAGUUACGCUACACCAUAGUUUUUUGUUACAAAUAUAUUUCUCUUCGUCAUAAGUCUUGUAAAUAUGGUACCUUUUAGUAGGGGCUGACAUUUUACACCAAAAAAACAAAAACCGAACCGAUAAAAACCGAACCGAGCAUUAAAAAAAUCAAACCGAAACUAAACCGACUUAAACGGGACCCGAAAGUUGGGACCCGAACAUAAAUCGGUUCGGUCACGGUUUUUUGAGUUAUAAAAUCGGUUCAAACCGAACCGAACCGGAUUUUAUUAAGUAAUAUUUAAUUAUUUUUCCUGCAGUAAUAAUAGGUAAUAUAUUGUAUUUAAGUCCUACUUUUAACAAUGAGAUCAAGCGGUCCAGUGGUUUAAUGUUCGGAACUUGGGGCGCAUGCUUCAGUUUUCAUCUGGGUUCUCUGAUGUGUUACAUUGAGAAAGAUGUAUUUGUUAAAAUUGAGAAUGAAGUCAGUAUGAGGCAAUUUAAGAGUAUGGCACAUUCAAGACAAAGAUUGCAGCCUCUCAAUUAUUCUCCUUCAUUUGACACAUCAAAUUCUAAUCAAAAUUAAGGUACUCUUUAAUU
Molecule: messenger RNA, 1171 nt
Organism: Cuscuta epithymum
Lineage: Eukaryota; Viridiplantae; Streptophyta; Magnoliopsida; Solanales; Convolvulaceae
Source: the annotation of a GenBank genome assembly